AUGGCAUUCGACGAUCCAUUUAACACUAGCAAUGUAUCCAUCAAUGAUGAUACUCCCAAUAGUUUCGAUAAUUUCAAUGAUGAAGAUCCAGCUGCUGAAUUUCUAGAACGAGAACAACGAGAAUUAGGUGAUAUAACAGGUAACAAUGGUAUUAAUGCAUUUGAAGAUCCAUUCAAUACAGAUAGUGUAUCAUUAACAAACGGUGCACAUUCACCAGCUAUCAAUACAAAUGGUAGUAUUUCACCAAAUCCAUCUAGUCAAAAUGGUGAUCAAUAUCAAGCAUUAUCACAAUUGAACGAACCGGAAACAAUUUUAAAAUGGCGAGAAGAAUUUUCUACACGUAUUAAUAAAAAAGAUACAGAAGAAGAAGUUAAGCGUAAAGAAAUGCGUGAACAAGCUAAAAAAGAAUUAGAUGAUUUUUAUAAACAACGUGUCGAACAAAUGGAACGUGUUAAAGGAGAAAAUCGUUUAAAUAAUCGUACAUUAGAAGAUGAUCUUUUUAGUAAUGGUAAUAAUUCGACAUCCAAUGGAAAAAUAAAUGAUUGGGAUAAAAUAACAAGUUUAUGCGAAUUUAAUCCAAAAAAUAAUCGUUCACAAAAAGAUUUAACACGUUAUAGAAGUGUUUUACUUCAAUUGAAACAACAACAACAAACAAGUGCAAAAUAA
This is a messenger RNA of Adineta steineri, 666 nucleotides long. NCBI's taxonomy places the organism in Eukaryota, Metazoa, Rotifera, Eurotatoria, Adinetida, Adinetidae. The record is from the annotation of a GenBank genome assembly.